AUGGACCACCAAGAAUGUCAAGAUCCUUCCAUACUUGCACUGCGUAAAGGAGUAUGUAAGAAGUUAACCAAGAUCGAGUUCAAGCAUGUUCCCAGAAUCAAGAAGGAGUUUGCCAACGCUCUAGCAACCUUAUCAUCCAUGAUCCAGCAUCCAGACAAGAAUUACAUCGACCCCAUUGAGAUAGAGGUUCGAGAUCGACACGUAUACUGUUUCCAUGUAGAUGAAGAGCCAGAUGGUAAGACUUGGUACCACGACAUCAAAAGGUUCCUCAAAGUAAGAGAAUACCCAAAGAGUGCCACUAAUGGUUAUAAGCGAGAAUUGAGAAGACUAGCAAAUCACUUUUUCCUUAAUGGGGAAGUCUUGCAUGUUAAGGUGUGUAGAUGCUACUGA
Nicotiana tabacum (common tobacco) is the source of this 390-nucleotide messenger RNA. The record is from RefSeq and is a predicted model, not a curated record. NCBI's taxonomy places the organism in Eukaryota, Viridiplantae, Streptophyta, Magnoliopsida, Solanales, Solanaceae.